Messenger RNA from Xylona heveae TC161, 681 nucleotides. RefSeq lists its product as hypothetical. The record is from RefSeq and is a predicted model, not a curated record. The transcript is spliced from 2 exons. NCBI's taxonomy places the organism in Eukaryota, Fungi, Ascomycota, Xylonomycetes, Xylonales, Xylonaceae. The coding region runs from base 202 to 561 and encodes 119 amino acids.
GGUCUCUCGAUGUGCGAAAUCUAGACGAAGCGCUGAUUUGUCAAGAUGGGUCGGGCUGUCGACAAGCUUGAAUGCUGAACCCAAUGAUGGCUGAACACUUUGCACAACUCGAGCCGCCAUUCUCAGGCCCACAGAACUAUCUAUCGGUCCUUGUCAACCAAGAGUGGACAGCACAACAGUACGAAGCAUAGCAUAGCCUCUAUGAAAAAUGGGGCCAAAUUGAGCUGUCGAGGCAAGGCUAGCCUGAGGCAAGCAACGUUCUCCUGCGUCGUCGCCAGCAAUCUUCAUGGGGUCCCGGCUUUAAGCAGCGUGGCCAUGACAUGUUUCGGCUACGAUUCACAAGAGAUGGUCGUGCCGAUUACCAUGACCAUGACUAUGAGCAGAGGACCCCGGAGCGGGCGCUUUGUGACCGUCGCAGCUGUGUUCCCCCCCACAGCGCACCACAUUGAAAUGGCUAGGACAUUGAAGGCAAUGGUGAUGAACCAUUGGCUCAUCGCAGCCCUCUGGUGCAAAGCGAACUCGGGUGCUACGCAGCGGACAGGCGUUAAGCAUCGCCUAUAGGGAGAGAAUCUCAGACAGAUACACAUCUACGACGCCCUAAGUCAGCUGCAAACGCCAAGCGGCCGUUUUGUUGCGUGUCCCAAAAAUGCGCCUCGUGAGUUUUAUAGUGGGUAACCGCAU